CAAGUGACGACGUGAGAGAAAGUAAAUUGCUACUGGAAAAAGGACAGCUUUCGAUCAUCCAUGCCUACUAGCCUACGAGCUUUGGCUUUCUACGCCGUGGGGUUGUUCAAACCAUAGCAAUUAGUGGAGAUCAGACGAGCUCAGGAGGAGGAGGAGUUCUUCGAUGACGGGGACCCAGGCCAAGUUCUUCAGGAGCUUCAGCAGAGUUGAGCUCCAGACUCUGAGUUUUGUCAUCUUCACAGGAUUCUUCCUCGUCUCCGUUACCCUCCUUGUGUUGUCUGCAGGCCAUUUUGUUCCUUUUCCUUCAUUGGGUUCCUGGCUGUCGCCACGUGCAUCUCUUCUUACUAGGGCGGGAGAAAAUGAUACAAACAACCAAAAUGUGGAUCUCCGCAGCAAGCCCUUGUGUGAUACUUCGGACAGAAGAGCAGACAUAUGCGACAUGGAGGGUGAUAUCAGGAUCCAAGCAAGCUCCUCCUCCAUCUUCUACGUCACUUCCUCAAUUCGGAACAGUGCCACAGAACUUCAGGGGACCUGGAAAAUAAAACCUCAUCCUCGGAAAGGGGAUCGCCCUGCAAUGUCCGGUGUCACUGAAAUGUCAGUAGGCUAUUUGAGUGCCAAACAAGAAGCUCCAAAAUGUGACAUCAACAGCACGGUUCCGGCAAUCAUCUUUGCAACCGGUGGCUACAUGGGCAACUUCUUCCAUGAAGUCUCAGAUUCGAUUAUUCCCCUCUACAUCUCAUCGCAUAAGUUCGACGGAGAAGUUCAGUUCCUGAUAAGUGAAAUGCUGCCUUGGUGGAUGGCAAAGUACGAACUCUUGCUGAAGAAGCUAACUCAUCAUGAAAUUAUCAACUUCAACAAGGAUGCGAUGGUUCGGUGUUAUCCUCGUGUCAUAGUGGGCAUUACAUUUCACAAGGACAUGGGCAUUGAUCCUGCAAGAUCUGGCGGCGUGACGAUGUUCGACUUCGGACGGUUCAUAAGGAGCACUUACUCAUUGGAGAGGGAAACUGCAACUAAGCUGCAAGGAGCCAACCCUGAGAAGCGACCUAGACUUCUGAUCAUCGCAAGAAGCAGGACGAGAAGAUUCACUAAUGUUGAUGAAAUUGCGCGAAUGGUAGGAUGGCAGGGCUUCGAACCUGUCGUAGCAGAGAUGAAGAAAAAUCAAAGUUUGGCUGAAUUUGCUCGCCUAGUGAACUCCUGCGAUGCCAUUCUAGGAGUGCAUGGUGCAGGACUUACUAAUCUCAUAUUCCUCCCGACCAAUGCAGUAGUGAUCCAAGUUGUUCCAUUGGGAGGAAUGGAUAACUUCUGCUAUGCUGACUACGGAGUGCCUACUUUAGAGAUGAAGAUGAAGUACUUGCAAUAUGGCAUAGGUGUCAUGGAGAGCUCAUUGGUCGACCGCUAUGGUAUUACAGAUCCUGUAGUCAUAAAUCCAAAAUCUGUCCAGGCUCAGAAGGAAGGCUGGAGGAAUUGGACUUUAAUAUACUUCUUCAACCAAGAUGUGAAGCUUGAUGUGGCCAGAUUCAGCAGUUUUCUCACACAUGCCCACGAGCUCCUUCGUGAAUAGACAAGAUCUAGAUUAGUUCGGAGUUUAGCAUCUAUAUUGUUCAGACAAUUUGAACUUGCAGAUGUACAAAAGGAACUGCAUGUAUUUGUACUAUUGAUUAAUCCUUUGUAGUUUGUCAAAGGUGGGCUAAAGCAAAAUAUAAUGUUGUCAUGUGAACUGUCUUUCGGUGAAUUCAUUAGUUUCAAUUCA
This is a messenger RNA of Zingiber officinale, 1750 nucleotides long. Its product is annotated as alpha-1,3-arabinosyltransferase XAT2-like. Lineage: Eukaryota; Viridiplantae; Streptophyta; Magnoliopsida; Zingiberales; Zingiberaceae. The transcript has 3 exons. The record is from RefSeq and is a predicted model, not a curated record. Bases 164 to 1561 code for a protein of 465 amino acids. Gene Ontology annotation, molecular function: glycosyltransferase activity.